AUGUCGAGGUCGUUCCUAGUCGACACGUUGAUCAGUGAAACGAAAGAUUGCAAGACCACAGAAGCCACUAACACAUUACACGGCUUCGGUUUCAAUCAGAUGGACCCGCGCCCCAAAUUCCUCCCUUAUCCGUACCCGCUCAAUAAUUUACUAACUCUCGGACUGCAGCAGCAGCGAGCGCCGGAUUUAUUCAGGCCGUUCUUGGAGCACCUGAACUUUCGAUAUCCACUCGUCCAUCAAUUGCCGAGACAACCGGACUACUACGAGGGGCCGCAAAGUGAGCGAUCGUUCGAGGGAUACGUGAAAACAGAGGAAGAACCAGUGAAUUUUGUGAACAGAAGAAAGAAGUCGAUUUCUCCGUACCUUCAUCAUCCCUACAAAGCGACGGCGACGUCUCCUUCGAAAAGCCAGGGGCAAAGAUCUCCAUCGAUAUCCAGUGGAAGUCGAAACGGCACCCCGAGUCCUCCGCUCGCCCAUCCAGAGGAGUCGCUUCCCGGCUACUCCAAAGAUUUAAAACGUAUGCCCUUAAAAGAAGACUCCAGUAAACGCAUCCGUACGGCUUUCACUGGCACGCAACUAUUGGAAUUAGAACGAGAAUUUUCUAUGAACAUGUACCUAUCCAGAUUGAGAAGAAUUGAGAUCGCGUCUCGUUUGAAACUGUCGGAAAAACAAGUGAAGAUAUGGUUCCAGAACCGUCGCGUCAAGCUAAAGAAAGAGGAGAGCCCUCUGACCGCCGACGGGAGGACCAAGAAGUGCUGCUGUGCUAAGUCGUCCUGCUCUUCCAAAAAUUCCACCGACUGUGAUAAUGAGCAAAUCGAUGUGGUCAGUGAUAACGAUAUUAGUUUCGAAGCGCAAAACUUGUCUCGAUAUUCUUGA
Leptosia nina is the source of this 876-nucleotide messenger RNA. The record is from the annotation of a GenBank genome assembly. NCBI's taxonomy places the organism in Eukaryota, Metazoa, Arthropoda, Insecta, Lepidoptera, Pieridae.